AUUGAUAUAAAUUGGCGGUUGUUUGGCGGUAAAGUUCAGAAGAGAGAUGUCUUCGGAGCUUCUGGCGACGUAUGCUGGUCUGGGGACACACGAUGGAGAGCACUACUACAAGGGAGAAGAGUGUCUAGCAUGUGUGAAGGAUCUGAUACGGGCCCUGCGAGCCGACGACUCUCGCUGCGAGAUCAGACGAGAGCUGGGCCGAGCUAGAGUCCUGCAGAAGGACCUUCUCUCCAUACUGUUGAGCUCGCCUGAUGACUGCACACUCAGGAACGACAUCAUAAGAUUGCUGGUGAAUCUGACACAGCCAGCCUACCUCUGUUUUAGCGAGUCUCUACCAAAAGGAAAGGAUUUCGACUCUAUGCGAUGUUACAUGGAAGUAGAAGAACACCUACGGAGAUACAAAGGGGCCUUCACGGUGGAGUCUGUACUGAACGUGUUGGGCUCCGUCCUUGCCGACCUCUGCCAGAAAGACUGGGAUCACCGUGACGACGAUGACAUCAUCAUAAUUGAGAGGAUACUCCUACUGAUCAGGAACGUCCUACAUGUAUCACCUGAUCCUCAAGAGGAAAAGAGGACGGAGGACGACGUGAGCGUGCAUGACCAGCUCAUCUGGAAUCUCCACAUAAACGGGAUCGACGAGUUACUCGUGUUCCUGGGCGGCAGUGCCGAGGAGUCCCAGUGGUGCAUGCACGUUCUCGAAAUCAUCUUCCUCAUCUUCAGAGAACAGUCGCCAUCAGCUCUUGCAACUACCGGUCGAGAGCGGACGGCCGAAGAAAAGAAACGAGACGAAGAUUUGAUGGAGGAGGCUUUAGCCAAGGAAAGGGAGAGAAAAGCGAGGGCUGCGAAGAUUCGAAGUGCGAGACAUUCAAGGUUUGGUGGUACCUUUGUGGUGAAGAACCAGCGCAGUAUAUCGGGGAGUGAGAGAGUUUACCAUCGACCCAUUGCAGGUCUAAACAGCCAUUCCUACGACAUAGAGAAGCGGCCGCGACGAAGAAACAAGAACCGACGCCCCGUGUGCGAUCCGCCCGGCGACAGACUCUCAACCUUUAGCAUAAGGCUGGUGCUGAAGAACAUGUGUGUUCAAUUCCUCGAAUGCUGCUACAAUCCACUCAUGAAGAUAGUUAGGGACAAUAUUCGCCAUAACCGGUCAAUGGAAAAUGACGAUACAUUCUACCUCUGGUGUCUAAGGUUCUUCAUGGAAUUCUGUCGUUGCCAUGACUUCAGAGUAGACAUUGUUGGGGAGACCCUCCAAUUGGGUACGUUUCACUACCUCAUUCAGUUGAUGGCCUCCUACUACGAGAGUAUGGUGCUGGAGAAGAAGGAUAAAGUGGUGGCACGUCAGUGGGCACAGAGGCUGCACUAUGCCGUGCAGGGCUACCACGAGCUUCUUCAGUUCAUCCACCAAAUGAGCAUCUCUAAGGACGAAGCUCUUUGCGAGAAUUCGAAAGUGAUGCUAAGCAACCUCGUCUACCAUCAAGAAUACAGGGACGUGUUCGUUUCCCUUCUUCGUAAUUACAACGAAGUCGUACAGAGUCGGUCAUUUCUAUCUGUUCUUGUGGAGGCAACGCACCUCUACGUGCGUAUGAUGGAACGCUAUUGCCACGGCAACAGUCGCAUGAUCGUACAGCAGAAGAAGAAAAAGGGAAAACCUAAGAAAUCCAAGAAGAAGUCUAGAGGCAGUUCGACUGGCUACGUGCUGACGCAGGACCAGACGACAGAUCUGUGGGAGACCAUUGACGCCAGAGUGUUUGAGCUACUGGAGGGCCACGAAACACUGCCCCGGGCCGAGCCCGCAUUCGACGCAGCCUGCCAGGAACCCAUCGAGGAACAGAAAAUAACUACCAUGGCCCGCGUAAGAGCUCAUCUGAUUGAUGCAAACCAUCCCGAGGCCGUAGCUUUAUUCAGGGCUGCUCGUGUCUUUUGGCCUGAAGAUGAAGGAUUUGGUCGUGACGGGAUGACCGCCUCGGAAGAAAUGGAGGUCAUGAAAUCCCUUCUGUUUAACCCUGCAGCAGGUACGUUCUCAAACAAUAAGAUAGUGAGAUCGUAUUGCGUGGUGCUGUCAAACUAUCGCAAUAACUCGACCGCCCUCAACCACGCUGUCGCCAAAAUGCUCUAUAGGAUCGCGUUUGAGAUGAAAAUGGCACCUCUUCUCUACCAAAUCUCCAUAUUUCGGAUUUUCCAGUCCAUUUUGCAGGAGCCCGACUCACCCAGAAUUCAUGAGCUUAAGAAGUUUUGUCGUCACAUGGUAGCAGGGUUUUUCGCGGCAGCUGCGAAAAAUCCGCUCAUUUUCGUCGAGCUUCUGUUCUGGAAGACGUCACAAGAUGUCUACGAACUGACGGAGGGCUACGGAGCACUGGAGAGGGAAAGAGCCAAGAAGCAGCUGUCCACGGUCUGGACUCGGGAACAAGAAGAAGAAUUGGAGGAACUGUUCCAAAGAUACAGAAAUGAAGACGACGUAGUGGCCUGCAUACUGGCUGGCUUGCCGCAGGAUAUACCAAGAACCAGAAAACAGGUGGUGAAGCAGCUGCUGAGUCAAGAGCUGAUAGACAGUUCGAAACAACUGGCAAGAAACAACAAAAAGAGAACGGACGAGUGGUCGGAGGAAGAGAUAGCGCUUCUGCGAGAAGUGAUGGAGUCACGUGGGGAAGAGGGAGGAAAGAGACGCGAUACAGAAAUUGUUCAAGAAAUCGCAACCUACUUCCCGGAUCGUGGAGUUCGUAACCUGGCGUCCAAAAUGAGGGAGCUGGGGAUGCUGGGACGAAAAAACGGUGGGAAAUCAGGAGCUGCUGAUGAUUCAGAGGGAGAAGCAGUUAGUGACGAUGGUGGCGGGAGAUCUAGACAGACGAGGGAGAGAGGGAGGGAGAAGAGGAAGAAAAGGGUUAAAAAGAAGUCGUCCGGGAGUGGGGUGUGCAACGACGUUCCUCGUCUGGUGAUGUCACUGAGUUGCCGUGGUUACGAGGAGCAGCUGGCGUGGUUGGAGGCGUACCUGAAGGACGAGGCACGAGAUAGGACUGUGGAUGAUGAGUGGGAAGAGAUGUGCAUAGUUGCAUCUGGAGACGCCGUGUCUAAAAUGUUUAAGGAACCAGAUUUCCACAACCUCCUCACCGCCCUUCAGAUGCAGCCACCCAGCGAUACCGAAGUUUACUGGAGGAUUCCGUCUUCCAUGACACCUGGACAGCUGGAGUCUGCAGCCAGUAGUCUCAGGCCCUGUUCCAUACUGGAAGACACACGGGAGGUGGAAUCGGAAUCGGAGAAUGAAGAAUCAAAACAGGAGAAUGGAGAACUGGAACGAGAGAAUGAGGAAUCCGAAUCGGAGAAUGAAGAACUGGGGAACGAGGAAUCGGAACGGGAGAAUAAAGUUUCCCGAGACAGUGAUUUGGACUGUGACCAGAAACAGGAAGUUGAAGCUACAGGACAGGAAGUGGGUGGUGUUAACGAGGAGGAAGUGGGUGGAGGGGUGGAGAGGGGUGUGUCCCCAGACCGUACCGGGACGACGAGUGACGUGGAACUGGUCAUUGACUAUGGUGAUGAUGGGGAGGAGAGGCAAGAGGGUUCGCGGUCAGCUCUACUGAGACAGCUGGUGGCAAAGAAGAGAGAGAGGGGCAGGGAAAGGGGAAGACGACACAGACAGCACCAGGAAACGUCUGCUGUAGUAACAGAGCCACAACCAAAGAAACCACGCAUUGCUCGUCGCUCAGAAUUCCUCGCCUCAGACUCUGACAACGAAGAAGAAGAAGACCUCACAUCAAAAGGGGAUGAAACCUUACAGCUAGACGAUGGGGGAAGGGAAGAGGGAGGGAAGACGAGUUUGAAGAAAACCCGAAAACUGGCUCUUGAUUCCUCCGAUUCUUCAUCAUCAGGGACUGAGAGUGAAAGUGACAAUGACUCGAGAUCGUCUGGUGUGGAGGAGGAUCAAUCGAGUGGUGUCAAUUUGAGUCAAGAUGGAUCAGAUCGCGUUCAGCGGUGUCAAAAUAUCGCCACUGAUCUCCAGUCACCCGUCAUGGACACAGCUGAGCUUCUUGUUGAUACAUGUGAUCCAGCGAAACAUGAUUCUUCGAGAAUGACACCAGCCAACACAGACUAAAAGACUGUCUUUUAAACAUGUGAAAUGGGCAUUAUCAUAGUACUAUUAUGCCUCGUGAUUGUACCAGCAUAUUUUGCAU
Messenger RNA from Geodia barretti, 4163 nucleotides. Lineage: Eukaryota; Metazoa; Porifera; Demospongiae; Tetractinellida; Geodiidae. The record is from the annotation of a GenBank genome assembly.